AUGAUCGUGGACUCCAGAGCCAGACUGCCAGAGCUGGGCCUCCAGAAGAGAGGAUGUUGUCUAGUGCUGGGCUACAUGGCCAAGGACAAGUUUCGGAGAAUGAAUGAAGGUCAAAUGUACUCCUUUAGCCAGCAGCCUCAGGACGAGGUGGUGGUGUCCGGGCAGCCAGUGACACUGCUGUGCGCCAUACCCGAAUAUGAUGGCUUUGUUCUGUGGAUCAAGGAUGGCCUAGCACUAGGCGUGGGCAGAGACCUUUCAAGUUACCCACAGUAUCUGGUGGUAGGGAACCACCUGUCAGGGGAACAUCACCUGAAGAUUCUGCGGGCCGAACUGCAAGAUGAUGCGGUGUACGAAUGCCAGGCCAUCCAGGCAGCCAUCCGCUCCCGCCCCGCACGGCUCACUGUCCUGGUGCCUCCCGAUGACCCCGUCAUCCUAGGGGGGCCCGUGAUCAGCCUGCGGGCAGGAGACCCCCUCAACCUCACCUGCCACGCCAACAAUGCCAAGCCUGCAGCUUCCAUCGUCUGGUUGCAAAAAGGAGAGGUUAUCAACGGAGCCACCUACUCCAAGACUCUGCUUCGAGACGGCAAGCGGGAGAGCAUAGUGAGCACCCUCUUCAUCUCCCCUGGGGACGUGGAGAACGGGCAGCGCAUCGUGUGCCGCGCCACCAACAAAGCCCUCCCCGGUGGGAAGGAGACGUCUGUCACCAUCGACAUCCAGCAUCCCCCUCUUGUCAACCUAUCUGUGGAGCCCCAGCCGGUGUUAGAGGACAACGAUGUCACGUUCCACUGCUCGGCCAAGGCCAACCCUGCGGUCACCCAGUACAGGUGGGCCAAAAAAGGCCACAUCAUCCGGGAGGCGUCGGGAGAGGUGUAUCGAACCACAGCAGACUACACGUACUUCACCGAGCCUGUGUCCUGCGAGGUCACCAACGCCCUGGGCAGCACCAACACCAGCCGCACGGUGGACGUCUACUUUGGGCCCCGGAUGACCACUGAGCCCCAAUCGCUGUUGGUGGACCUGGGAUCUGAUGCUGUCUUCAGCUGCGCCUGGAUUGGCAACCCUUCUCUGACCAUCGUCUGGAUGAAGCGGGGCUCUGGCGUGGUCCUGAGCAAUGAAAAAACCCUGACCCUCAAAACCGUGCGUCAGGAGGAUGCUGGGAAGUACGUGUGCCGAGCAGUGGUUCCCCGGGUGGGGGCCGGGGAGAGAGAGGUGAUGCUGACAGUCAAUGGGCCCCCCAUCAUCUCCAGCACCCAGACCCAGCACGCCCUCCACGGGGAGAAGGGCCAGAUCAAAUGCUUCAUCCGGAGCACGCCGCCGCCAGACCGAAUCGCCUGGUCCUGGAAGGAGAACGUGCUGGAGUCAGGCACCUCAGGGCGCUACACAGUGGAGACGGUCAGCACCGAGGAGGGCGUAAUUUCCACCCUGACCAUCAGCAACAUUGUGCGGGCCGACUUUCAGACCAUCUACAACUGCACUGCGUGGAACAGCUUCGGCUCUGACACGGAGAUCAUCCGGCUCAAGGAACAAGGUUCAGAAAUGAAGUCGGGAGCCGGGCUGGAAGCAGAGUCUGUGCCCAUGGCCGUCAUCAUUGGGGUGGCCGUCGGAGCCGGCGUGGCCUUCCUUGUCCUCCUGGCGACCAUCGUGGCCUUCUGCUGUGCCCGCUCCCAGAGAAAUCUUAAAGGUGUUGUAUCAGCCAAAAAUGAUAUCCGGGUGGAGAUUGUCCACAAGGAGCCUGCCUCUGGCCGGGAGGCAGAAGAGCACCCCACUAUCAAGCAACUGAUGAUGGACCGGGGUGAAUUCCAACAAGAUUCUGUGCUGAAGCAGCUGGAGGUCCUCAAAGAAGAGGAGAAGGAGUUCCAGAACCUGAAGGACCCCACCAACGGCUACUACAGCGUCAACACCUUUAAAGAGCACCACUCGACGCCCACCAUCUCCCUGUCCAGCUGCCAGCCAGACCUGCGCCCCGCGGGCAAGCAACGCGUGCCCACCGGCAUGUCCUUCACCAACAUCUACAGCACCCUGAGUGGCCAGAGCCGCCUGUACGACUACGGACAGAGGUUCGUGCUGGGCAUGGGCAGCUCGUCCAUCGAGCUCUGCGAGCGGGAGUUCCAGAGGGGCUCCCUCAGCGACAGCAGCUCCUUCCUGGACACGCAGUGCGACAGCAGCGUCAGCAGCAGCGGCAAGCAGGACGGCUACGUGCAAUUUGACAAGGCCAGCAAGGCCUCUGCCUCGUCCUCCCACCACUCCCAGUCCUCUUCCCAGAACUCUGACCCCAGCCGGCCCCUGCAGCGGCGGAUGCAGACUCACGUCUGAGGCUCUCGGGCCGGGGGAGGGACGGACUGUGGCAGCCCGGGAAGAGGCGGUGGCGUGAUGGGUCGCGACAGCCCCUGGGCGCCUGGGCCAUCACCCAUCACCCUCCUUCCAAACCCUUAGGAAGCACAAACGGAGGCCGGCUGCGGGGCACCUGAGCAGUCCACGGCGGAUGCCGCAGAGGGCACUGUGCCCCUCCACUACCUGCUCCUCCCACGGCACGCGUGGCAGCGAGAACUCUGCUCUAAUGGAACUGCCGUCCACUCUCCGGUCUCUCCGUGGGCUCGCCCGUUACUGCCCAUAAGCCCACCCCUGUGCAGAUGCUCCUAACUAACUCCAAAGAGAAGGGGUUAGGGGCAAUGUUCUUCCCAGCACGGAGCUGGCCCAGGGACCCCAGCUCCCCAGAGCCCAUCGCUGGAGUCUGAGAAGCCAGAAAAGGACUUGGCCAAAGGGGUUUGAGGGGGUGGGACAUCCCUGGCCACUCGGGCCAGGAGCCUGCCCUCACCUUGUUUGAUGUGGAUGUGUAGCCUCUUGCAGUUCGGUCCUUGGACUUAAUGCCUCAGAACUCCGAAGUGGUGCUCAGAGGGAUGUGGGAGAGGAAGGAGGCGGGCGAGACUGAGCACUUGGGGACACUUGGCCCAGCAUCCCCCUCCCUAGUCUGUGUGAUGCAGUGUUCCCACCCACCCCUGCUUUGUGUACCCCGCUCUGGCCCCACAGCACAACCGGCGUUAAUAUAAGAAGUGUGAGGGCGUUAA
Messenger RNA from Echinops telfairi (small Madagascar hedgehog), 3065 nucleotides. It is a transcript of the gene KIRREL3, whose product is annotated as kirre like nephrin family adhesion molecule 3. Gene Ontology annotation, molecular function: cell adhesion molecule binding. The transcript is spliced from 17 exons. NCBI's taxonomy places the organism in Eukaryota, Metazoa, Chordata, Mammalia, Afrosoricida, Tenrecidae. The record is from RefSeq and is a predicted model, not a curated record. Gene Ontology annotation, biological process: synapse assembly; cell-cell adhesion. Gene Ontology annotation, cellular component: cell-cell junction. Bases 1 to 2313 code for a protein of 770 amino acids.